AUGCAAAGCAUUACAGUAUGCCCGUCAUGCCGGCUCGCGACUCGGUCUCGCUUCCAGCGGCUCCUCGAUGAUCUCCAGAAUGGCCGGCGCAAAUUCCACUACAGCCGUCCGCGCAGAGAGGCUGCGCGACCACUGCGUGGUGCAGAGGCUGCGGGAUCCUCCUGGUACUGGCAGACCACCCCGCCGACGCGACAGAAUCUGGCCGCGGCAGAACAUUUCUUCCGACACAACACGCCGACACGGAUCUGGACGGGCGAAGGAUGGCGGAACCGACAGAGUGAAGCGCAGGAACUGCCCGAAGUCAUCUUUCUCGGAAGGUCGAACGUGGGCAAGUCCUCGGUGACCAACGCGCUCACAUUGACCGACAUCAACCGCGUGAGCUCGGUUCCCGGCGCAACAAAGGCGAUGGCCGCAUGGACAUUGGCUGCGAAAACUGCCACCGGAGGAGCCGUCAAGGGAUGGGAUGGAGACGUCAACCCGAAACUCACACUGGUCGAUAUGCCUGGCUACGGCCAUGGGAGUCAGACGGAAUGGGGCGCCGCGAUUGUCGAGUACAUGGAAAGAAGGAGGAACAUACGGAGAGCCUUUGUGCUCAUCGACGUGUUGCAUGGGGUGAUGCCACGGGAUGUGGAUAUUCUCAAGAUGCUUAGAUCCCUGGCGAUUCCAUACCAGAUCGUCGCCACCAAAUGCGACCGGUUCGCAUCGAGUGAAGCCCAAGGCGAAGCGCGUGCCGCGUUGGAGAAGAUCCGCGCGCAAGCGGAGCUGGAUGCCGACGACAGUCUGGCGCUGGGCGAGAUCAUUGCAACUGGGUUUCUGAACACCAUGGCCGCUAACGGGAAGGGGGCUACCGCCAGGCUGGCCCUGGGAAAAGGCGCCUUCGGCGUCUCAAAUUUACAAUGGGCAGUGCUGCGGGCUGCUGGUCUUGACACGUAUGCCAUGCAGAAAGCAGAAUCUCAUGGCGUGUUGAAGAAGCUGCGGGCAGAGGAGAGACUUCUGCCUUUACUCGAAGGUGUGAAGCAGGACGAUGCUACCAAGUACCAAAGCGAGCCUUCCAGUCAAGAAGCCCCUGGCCACGAAGACGUUCAGACGAACAGUGCACAAAGGUCCUCUGCUCAACCAGCAUCGACUUCGAUGACUUCAGAAACCGGUGUUAGCGUAGAAGACUUUCUGCGCGAAAUCCUGGGCUCGUCUUCUACCGAAUCUCCACACAAGGGAGGUCAGGACCAUCCCCAUGGGCGUCGCCAGAGCCCACAGCAACAGCAAAAGCAACAGCACCAAACCGGAGCUCGAAUCUUCGAUCCCCUCUCCACGGAUGAAACCGCUAAACCACGCUCGAGCCGAAGUCCAAACCAAACGCUCAGCCAAUGGCUAGAAGACGCUACGGACAGAAGCGCGUCAGCAGAGACCGCACGAAGACCACAUACCAAUAAUUCUACCAACGGUAACAGCAACAACAACUACGGCCAGCCUCGAAAUUCAGGCGUAGCAUAUCAUGAUCAGCAUCGAUCGUCGUCCUCAACCGCCGACUCGACUCCCCGACACCAAAGACAACCGCAGAUUUCAUCGUCCCACGCUGAAGCUCAAAGUCAGUCGGCGACCUUCGGCAAAGGCGUCACACGCGGCAUGGAGGCCCUUGAAGCUAUGGGUGGCCUCGACCCACGAUCCAAAGCAAGAUCGAGAUCUAGCUCUGCUAUGUCGUCCUCCAGCAGAUCCCGAUCCUCAAAGUCAAGGUCGAAAAGUGGCGGCGGCAGAAAUCACAGUCGUGGCACUGAUGGUCAAUCUGCGUUUGCCUCUUCUGCUCCCACGGCAGCAGUCGGCAAAGGAGUGACUCGUGGCAUGGACGCUCUUGAAGCCAUGAUGGCCGGAAAUGGGAGCGACGGUCGUAUUCCACGAAGUCGACGUCGAAAGUAA
Molecule: messenger RNA, 1911 nt
Organism: Exophiala dermatitidis NIH/UT8656
Lineage: Eukaryota; Fungi; Ascomycota; Eurotiomycetes; Chaetothyriales; Herpotrichiellaceae
Product: GTP-binding protein
Exons: 1
Coding region: 1-1911 (636 amino acids)
Cellular component (GO): mitochondrion
Molecular function (GO): GTP binding
Source: RefSeq, a predicted model, not a curated record